UCCCGGAUUGGACAUCAUCUGAAAUCCAAAAUAUAAAAUUAGAGCAUAUAAUCGCAUGAUCUUGUCUGUCAAUACACCAAAUCAGAGCCUAAUAAAAAAAAUGGCAGAGUACUUGGUAACUGGAGGAACAAGCUUUAUAGCCUCUCACGUCACCAAGGCACUUCUCGAAUCGGGUCAUUCCGUAAGAACAACUGUUAGAGACUCAGAUGAAGAAAAGGUUGGUUUCUUGUGGGAGUUAAAAGGAGCAAAAGAAAGGUUGAAGAUCUUUGAAGCCGAUCUAACGGUAGAAGGAAGCUUUGACGAAGCUGUCAACGGUGUUGAUGGAUUCUUUCACAUCGCAUCCCGAGUUUCUGUUGCCACCGUUGGUCUAGACAACAACAAUAUGGUCAGACUCAGAAACACUGUGAAGAGGAUUGUUCUCACAUCUUCUUCAACCGCAAUACGGUACCGUUUUGACGCUACACAAGUCUCUCCACUCAACGAAUCGCAUUGGACCGAUCUUGAAUACUGCAAACGCUUUAGAAUUUGGUAUGGUUACGCAAAGACUCUAGGGGAGAAAGAAGCUUGGAAGAUGGCAGUUGAGAAGAAGCUAAACCUAGUUGUCGUGAUCCCUACAUUUUGUAUCGGUCCAAUAAUUUGUCCAAAACCCACAAGCUCCCCUCGAAUUUUUUUGUCCAUUGUCAAAGGGGCUCGUGGAAGCUACCCAAAUUUCAGGGGAGGGUUUGUACACAUAGACGAUGUAGUUGCUGCACAAAUCUUAGCAAUGGAAGAGCCUAAAGCAUCAGAAAGAAUCUUAUGUUCCAGUUCAAUGGCUCAUUGGUCAGAGAUCAUUGAGAUGCUAAGAAUCAAAUACCCAUUAUACCCAUUUGAGACCAAGUGUGGUAGUGAAGAAGGGAGAGAUAUGCCUCAUAGUUUGGACACAACUAAGAUUCAACAACUUGGCUUUACGUCUUUCAAGUCAUUACCUGAGAUGUUUGAUGACUGUAUCAAGUGCUUCCAAGACAAGGGUCUACUCUGAAAAGACAAAAUUUAUAUAUCAAGCUUAUGUGAGAAUCUUAUGGAUUGAUUUUAUUCAUAACAUAAAUGAGUUAUCUCUUAUCUAAAUGAUUCCAAACUAUGUAUGUUCCCAUCGAUCUUGGACUUUGAAAUAGAAAUAAAAUCAUCUCCCUCAUAUGUCUUGUGGAGUUUCUUUC
This is a messenger RNA of Camelina sativa (false flax), 1193 nucleotides long. RefSeq names its product tetraketide alpha-pyrone reductase 2. NCBI's taxonomy places the organism in Eukaryota, Viridiplantae, Streptophyta, Magnoliopsida, Brassicales, Brassicaceae. Gene Ontology annotation, molecular function: oxidoreductase activity, acting on the CH-OH group of donors, NAD or NADP as acceptor. The record is from RefSeq and is a predicted model, not a curated record.